Molecule: messenger RNA, 480 nt
Organism: Penicilliopsis zonata CBS 506.65
Lineage: Eukaryota; Fungi; Ascomycota; Eurotiomycetes; Eurotiales; Aspergillaceae
Exons: 3
Coding region: 1-480 (159 amino acids)
Cellular component (GO): membrane
Source: RefSeq, a predicted model, not a curated record
AUGCCUUUCACUGCCUCUGAUAUCUGCAAGAUUAUCCUUGCCAUCAUCCUGCCUCCUCUGGGUGUCUUCCUCGAGCGCGGAUGUGGUGCUGAUCUCCUGAUCAACAUCUGUCUGACCAUUCUCGGUUGGCUGCCGGGUAUUAUCCAUGCUCUGUAUGUCUUUUCUCUCCCGUUUCUUCCGUUUCUCCCGAUCAUCUACUGCCCGCCGUCCACGGGUAUCCAUCUGGACGACAACUGCUCUCGCCGAUAUCGAGCGAGUUCAAUUUAUUGCUUAAUACGACAAUGGCGCCGCGCCGACAAGGACAAAAACAAUAACCACAACAACAACAACAACACCUCCAGGGUCAGUGAGGCCUCUGGUGAGCCUGGUUCCGCCAGUGCCGGCCAGACCCGGUUCAACGCAACCCCACUGCUUGGCGGCCAGGAGUGCAGCGCGAUUACCAAUUGUUAUUGUUGUCUCGACGCGGCGGAGUCACCAUGA